GCCAAGUCAGGUCCGCUCCGCGCCGCCAGUCCCCUCGCGGCAGCUGCUGUCAGACCGGCCGCUUCCUCGCCCGCCCCGCCGCCGCCAUGGCCGGCUACGAGUACGUGAGCCCCGAGCAGCUGGCCGGCUUCGACAAGUACAAGUACAGUGCGGUGGACAGCAAUCCCCUCUCUCUCUACGUUAUGCACCCGUUCUGGAAUACUAUCGUGAAGAUUUUCCCUACCUGGUUGGCUCCAAAUCUGAUAACAUUUUCUGGCUUCCUGUUGCUUGUCUUCAACUUCUUCCUCAUGGCAUACUUUGACCCUGAUUUUUAUGCUUCCGCACCUGAUCAUGUUCAUGUUCCAAAUCGAGUGUGGGUCAUGGUGGGUCUCCUCAACUUCGUGGCAUAUACACUUGAUGGUGUUGAUGGGAAGCAAGCGCGCCGAACAAACUCCAGCACUCCCUUGGGGGAGCUCUUUGACCAUGGCCUGGACAGCUGGGCCUGCAUGUUCUUCGUAGUGACCGUUUACUCCACCUUUGGGCGGGGAUCCAAUGGUGUCAGCGUCUUCGUUCUCUAUCUGCUCUUAUGGGUGGUUUUGUUUUCCUUCAUCCUCUCCCAUUGGGAGAAAUAUAACACAGGGAUUCUCUUCCUGCCCUGGGGCUAUGACAUCAGCCAGGUGACCAUUUCAGUUGUCUACAUAGUGACAGCGAUUGUGGGAGUUGAGGCCUGGUAUGCACCUUUCCUGUUUAAUUUCUUAUAUAGAGACCUAUUCACUGCAAUGAUUAUUGGGUGUGCACUCACAGUGACUGUGCCCAUGAGCCUGAUUAACUUUUACAAGGCCUAUAAAAGUAACACUCUGAAGCACAGGUCAGUGUAUGAAAUCAUGCUGCCGUUCUUCUCGCCAGCAUUGCUGUUCAUUCUGUGCAUGACCUGGAUCUUCAUGUCGCCGUCAGACAUCCUGGAGGUCCACCCCAGGCUCUUCUACUUCAUGGUUGGAACAGCCUUCGCCAACAUUUCAUGCCAGCUGAUCGUGUGUCAGAUGAGUAGUACCCGGUGCCAGCCUCUCAACUGGAUGCUGCUGCCAUUAGCCCUGGUCAUCUUUGUGGUGAUCUCUGGAGUCGCAGCACACUGGGAAAAUCUUCUCCUAUACCUACUGACGGCUCUCAUUACCCUGGCGCACAUCCACUACGGAGUAGGAGUGGUAAGCCAGCUGAGCAAACAUUUCAACAUCCGGCCUUUCUCGCUAAAGAAGCCCAGUACAGAUUGACUAGAAGGGGAAGAAGAGAAAAUCAGCCUGCAGUCUGCACAAGUACUGUAAAUAACUGCUGGAAAUAGCUUGCACUUCAACCAUCACCACAGACCUACAUCGAUCUUCUGGACAGACACUGGGGCAGUGGGGGCUCAGCACCAGGGCUACACCCCCGACUGCCAUUGAGAAAACACAAACCGCUCUAUGGUGAAACCAGGCGAGGGGAGUAGCCUUUCCAAUUAUUUCUGUAUAUUAGAUUAGCCAGACGUCUUCAAGCCCUAACUCUGUUUAGGUAGAGCUGGCUUGGGAACGUGGAUGGCAUCGCUCAGAACGCACGGUCACCCAAAAUAACCUGGCAGCUGAGUUAGUAGCAGUGGCCUCAACACAUCUGUAACGGAGACGUUUGAGCUGCAGGGUCAGUGAGGAACGUCUUCGUCGUACACGAAGGCACAUGAGUCACACACGCGGCUGUCUAGUGUUAGACCUUAUCAGAUGACCUUUGUCCCUUGAUGUUAGUCUAGGGAGCAGAUCCCAGCAUGCGCGCGCACACGUCCAUUCAUGCAAAAUGUUUGUUUAGAAGCUUCAAAUGAUAUUCCACUAGGACGACUUAGUCAAAUCCCUCAAUUCCCAAGUGGUUAAGGCAGCUUCCCCUUCUUCCCGCCCCUCCCCCCCUCCCCCUUUUUCCAGCUGUGGGUAACUGGGACCAUAUCUUGACAGUAUUUUUCUUGUUAACCAUACAUUGGCCACAUGUGUUCUUUAAUCACGAGCCCAUGAAGGGAACUUGAGCUCUUAGCAGCAAUGGUUGUUUUGGGAUGGCGGGUGGCUUAUUACUGCCUGCAAGAGCUAAAAUAGCACUUGGCCAAAUUCUCCCUUCUGAUAAAUCAGUACAACCUCAUUUAAUGUCAGAGGGUUGGCUUGCAGGGGGAAGGGGAGUCACAUGCUACAUGGAGCUUGUCUCAUUUCAGACUUGCUGUAUGCACUACGAUUUGUGUGCACGUCCCCGUGAAGGGUGGGACAAUCUCUACGUACGCAGUCUCACAGCUCCAGAGAACUGCAUUGUGGCAAAUCCCACAGCUUGGAAAAACACCUGAAUAGUUCUUACAGCCGCUGACAUGCACAUACACUUGUGGAUAUUUUAUUGGGGGAAAAGUAGAGGUGAUUUUUUUAAAUUACCAUUUCAUUUAGGUCACACACAUCCCAUCCAGCUUUCUGUUUCCCAUCUGUUAAGCCGUUUGCGUUCAGCGGUUUUCUUUUUUGUAAUUCAUUUAAUUGAGUGGUGGUGAAGACUGAGUGCUGAUUUUCUUUUCUGUUCAUUGUAUUUAAUGAAGAUUUGUGCUUGAAUGAAGAGCGCAGCCUAAACCCAGGUUCUGGACAGGCUGCACUCGGAAGUGGGCAAGCACAACGAAUGUUCAUAUAUAAUGUAUUGUGGGAACAAAUUCAUUCAUACCUGGGGAGUAGCUUGGUCAUGGUGUAUUCCUUGACCGUGGGUGAAAAAUCUCCUGCUCUAGGAAAACUUAACUGUCAUUACUAUUUAACGCUUUUCUUUUGUAAAUGUAAAUCAUUGUCAUGCAAGUUAUACGAAACAGAACGUCCAGAAGCCAGUUCACAGCAUUUAUUGUAAAUAGGUUGGUUUUAAUUUGAACUUGAAUUCUCACUGGGGUGUCCUGUACAAGAUCAUAGCUGAUGGCUAGAGGUACACCCUGCAAGACACAAGGGGGAGAAUUUAAUUUCAAGCGGGAAAAUACCAUUACUGCUUCCAUCUCUAGGUGUUCCCAUCUUGUUUUUUGGCUGUGAGGUGAUUGGACUAAACACGUUUUAGUUGUUUUGUUAAUGUGUCAUGACUGUACAUCAGGAACUGGAGGAAGGUGUUAAUCUGGGAGAGGAAAAAACCUCUUAUUCCCCCCUCAGAGUUGAUGAAAUAAGUAGCGUACUCUCAUAUAUAUAUUACUGACAUUGUACAGAAAAAGCUUAAGUGUACAGAGGAAUUGGGCUGUGCUUCAAUUUUUGACACUCGUAACUGUUGAAUUAAAUAUAUAAUUAUGGGCAAAUUAACUGAAAUUGUAGUUGCACAAGAAACAUUAAGAAUUUGAAACCAGCUGUUGAAAAUGGGACACACAGAUUAACUAUCUGUGGAACGUUUUCCUACUGCACAAUCCGCCUUCGUGGCCGUGACGCGUUGCUGAGGUUGGGUUUUUCCAUUUGCGUGCCGACGGAUCAUGGAAUACUUGGGCCAGUUCCCCUUGACUAGUCACGUUAAGAAAUGUCUGGGUCCCAAGCAUGAAGCUAAACGUGUUCUGCAUUUCCUUUUAUGGCAUGUCCAAUUUCUCCGCCCCGUCCCCACUCUCCCGGCAGUACUGCUGUGUUCAGACUGGGGUGGCGUUUACAUUGUGAGAUUCUGUCUGCUCGGUUCCCUAGUCACUGUUCCUCUGGCUGUGGAGUAUGUUGAACCAUUCCUUUGGGCCGUGCAUGGAAACACCCUGAAAAAAACACUCUUGUGUGGAGGCUGGCAGCUAGAGCAGACUUGCAAUCUAAACGCCUUCAUGCAUUUUACUGACAUGUUCUUACGGCAGGAUCUCUCAAACCCUUUUACACACACAGGCUUAUCUCUGGGGAGUCAUGGAAUUUGGUGCCUUAACUUAUUGCAUGUUGGGGCUAGCAAAACCUCUACAAUCAAAUUAUGCUAGAAAUCAGUUUUAAUGCUGCUCGAGCUCAGGCAGAUGAGGGCAGGAUGAGCUCUUUAACCUGUCUGAUUCUGCUCUCUGGGCACGUUCUGCCGCCCAACACAAUAAACAGUUUUCAUUUGCGCAGUGUUGAUCUGAA
Messenger RNA from Malaclemys terrapin pileata, 4049 nucleotides. RefSeq names its product selenoprotein I (gene SELENOI). Gene Ontology annotation, molecular function: ethanolaminephosphotransferase activity. Gene Ontology annotation, cellular component: Golgi apparatus; endoplasmic reticulum membrane. Lineage: Eukaryota; Metazoa; Chordata; Testudines; Emydidae. The record is from RefSeq and is a predicted model, not a curated record. Gene Ontology annotation, biological process: phosphatidylethanolamine biosynthetic process. The transcript has 10 exons.